CCCGCGCAAUGCCGCGGCGAACGACGAACGACUGGAAACUCCCCAGGCAGCUCUGCUUAGUCCUCCAAACGGCCGAGCUUGUCCAGCCUCCGCAUCUCGGUGUCUCCUCACCAACCGUGACUUCACCCUCGUUUCUGGACCGCAGGUUCUACCUCUAUUCAUGAUGGAGGCGGCCGCUCGGUCAUUGACGCUACUUCGGUCGCCCGACAAUUGCUCCAAAGCCCUGCAGCAAACCGCCAGGAAUAGCCGUCUCUUGCUUGCAGGCACAAGACCGACAUCGACAUAUGGGCUCACCAAUGUCCGACGAAGAAACCUGACCUCAUCCUCUCAAUCCCAAGCACCCGACUCUUCUCUCCUCAGCUUUGCCUCCGGCAGCUCUUCCUCUUCCUCCGGGGGUGUCCCGACCACAUACUUCUCGCAUCGCUCAUCCCUCCCUGCAAACACCAUCAUCCGCUUCGUUCCCCAGCAGACGGCAUGGAUUGUCGAACGGAUGGGAAAGUUCAACCGGAUCCUUGAACCGGGUUUGGCUAUUUUGAUCCCGUUCAUAGACCGAAUUGCCUAUGUGAAGAGCUUGAAGGAGUCGGCGAUUGAAAUCCCGAGUCAGAAUGCCAUUACGGCGGAUAAUGUGACGUUGGAGCUGGAUGGAGUGCUCUAUACGAGAGUUUUUGAUGCGUAUAAGGCUAGCUACGGAGUUGAGGACGCUGAAUACGCCAUCUCCCAACUUGCGCAGACGACGAUGCGUUCCGAGAUCGGUCAGCUUACGCUCGACCACGUUCUGAAGGAACGUGCGACAUUGAACACCAACAUCACCCAGGCUAUCAAUGAAGCGGCGCAGGACUGGGGUGUUGUUUGCUUGAGAUAUGAGAUCAGAGAUAUCCAUGCCCCUGAGGGAGUCGUGGCCGCGAUGCACCGUCAGGUGACAGCUGAGCGUUCCAAGCGGGCUGAGAUUCUUGAGUCCGAGGGUCAGAGACAGAGCGCGAUCAACAUCGCAGAGGGUCGCAAGCAGUCGGUUAUUCUGGCUUCAGAAGCUAUGCGCGCGGAGCAGAUCAACCGAGCUUCCGGUGAAGCUGAAGCUAUCCUUCUGAAGUCCCAGGCUACCGCAAGGGGAAUUGAAGCUGUUGCGAAGGCCAUCCGCGAGGGUGAGCAGAGUGCACAGAGUGCAGUUAGCCUCAGCGUCGCUGAGAAGUAUGUUGAUGCCUUUGGUAACCUUGCGCGCGAGGGCACUGCCGUCGUGGUGCCAGGAAACGUUGGUGACAUUGGCGGCAUGAUCGCAAGUGCUAUGGCUGUCUACGGCAAGGUCAGUGAGAGCCAGGCAAAGGCUUUGGCAGCUAAGGCAAUUGGUGUCCAGACGCCUGCUGAGGAGCCUGCUCCUCAGCCUAAGCAGGACCAGCACACCGAAAGUGAGUUUGGAACUACGGAGGAGGCAUCUGAUGUCGGAUCUGGAGUCGGACAAAGCGACGUCGCGAAGAGCGUUCUUGAUGGCUUCGACGAGGCCAACCAACAAAGGAGAUAGACGGCACAGAUGGUCCAUCUCCUCAAGCGUUCAGGAAAGCCACGCAUUUGUAUGACCUUUUCCCUUCUGCAUCACUGUGUUGUAACAGAGUUAGUUUCCUUAUUUCCAUUUGGCCGCCACCCCAUCCUUUAUCUCUUAGCAUCCUCUCUGGGAGUCCGUGUAUGAGCAGUACUUCAGCGACGACAUGAACGUCGAGCGUGCAUACUGGUCAAACGGUCUUCUGGUACCUUUGUAUAUAGCACCCCCUGAUCAGAGAUCUAAAAGGAGUAUAAGCGGAAUAUGUACGUAUAACAUGUUUUCAAGUCGUGUCUCAGUCCAGAAGUAGACGGACAUCUAGUUCCAUUUUAUUCCACAUUCACUCCAGG
Messenger RNA from Paecilomyces variotii, 1878 nucleotides. Its product is annotated as stomatin family protein. The coding region runs from base 161 to 1513 and encodes 450 amino acids. Gene Ontology annotation, cellular component: membrane. The record is from RefSeq and is a predicted model, not a curated record. The transcript is spliced from 2 exons. Lineage: Eukaryota; Fungi; Ascomycota; Eurotiomycetes; Eurotiales; Thermoascaceae.